Messenger RNA from Orbicella faveolata, 1497 nucleotides. RefSeq lists its product as uncharacterized. NCBI's taxonomy places the organism in Eukaryota, Metazoa, Cnidaria, Anthozoa, Scleractinia, Merulinidae. The record is from RefSeq and is a predicted model, not a curated record.
UGGUCCGCCAUAUUUGCAUUCGGUGUAUGAUUCAUCGCCCCCUAGAUUUUUUACUCCUAGGAGCCUGACAUAAGCUGGGAUAUUGAUAGUCUACAAAUCCACAACUUACAACAAACAUCGGAUCGGAAAGACUGAUCUGAAAAUGUCGGUUUUCCAGCGAGCUAUUAUUCGUUGACAAUACACGAAGGACAAUUUUAAUUGGAAAUAACAACCGCUGACCAAAUCGUGUUCGUUGUUUUGCCCUGACUUCAUGUUUUGCCGUGACCAAAUUUCUUUUGCCAUAAAUCAGUUUGUGUUGCCGUCAUAUAUCCUUGUCUUCCUGUGAGUCAUUUUCUUUUAACCAGGUACUAAGUUUGUUUUGCCGUGCCGUUUUGUUUUGCAGUGAAAAAUUGCGGGCUACCGUAGGUUGCGUGACAGUAUCACGCUCAGGCUGCAAAUUUGAAAAUGCAGCGUCACCGGGGUCGAAUAUCAAAAUAAAUCUAUUUCGGAAGGCAAUCAUUUGACAGAAUGCGAAGUUCUUAAAUCAAACGUCUCUGGGUUUUUUCCAAACUUCUGAACUAAAACGUACACAAGUUUUAUAGUACAACUCUUCGAGAAGAGAGAAAGAACUUCCGCAGUCAAGUUGAGGCAAAAUCGAAUCCAUCAUGGACAUUUACGUGGACUACAGCUGCGAAGACAACAACGAAACAGGUAGAACCAAGCUUACUGUUGCUGACUUUGAUACCACAAACAUCAGAGAUAUAAAGUACGCUAUUCAGGCCGCCAUUCAAGCACCAGUUUGCGAUCAACAACUGUUUUAUCAGGGACAACCGGUAACAGACGAUGACAUGACUCUCAGCAGAUUGUAUUUCCGGGAGGGUGACUGUUUCAAUGUGCAAUUUCUUGCUGCAGCGAACAUUACACGAAUGAGUGAGCUAGUGGAUGAGCUGAAGAACUUCGCUCAAGAAAUUGUAGAAAAGCUCAACAGACAGCUUCCUGUCAUAAACACAAAAGAGGAGCUCGACAGCCUGAGAAGACUUCAUGACUUCUUCUUUGUCCGACAAAAAAAUGUUUGUCUUGCAAUACAGGAACUUAACGAAUAUUUUUUCUACCAAUGGAAAUGUUUAAGAACCGUUGCUCAAAGACACUUUUUCGUUCAAGAGGGAGGAUUUGAAGCCCUCUUGGAGGUGUUUAAAUUCUCACGCCAAAUGUACCGUGCAUAUGGUUUCAGCGUGUAAGUACCACAGCGUUAUUUUGCCGGGUGUAUGACAUAUGCAGACUUCAGACGUUUUAAUUAACAUCGUAUUCCCAAUACUUAGCGCUAAUUGUAGACCGGGUUACCUGCGCAUUAUUCAGGCCCUCCGAUCCUGAACGAUAUUAGACUAACUGGAGCGCUGUUUAGACCUCAAUGUAGUCUGUAGACUCUGUAAUCUGCAAUCUAGUGUUAUACACCGGUUACUUUAUGAUCUUUGCAAAUGAUGCUGAGCUAUGCUGCAAUUGAGACUAGCACCGUGGGGG